CACAGACGGGACAGACAAGAAUUCUAUCCUUUAUAUUAAGCACCCGCCAGCCAGCUAGAGAGCUCUCUCUUUUCUACUUUGCUGUCGUAGACAAUUUUUUCUUUUGGUCUCUUUUCUUUUUUUCCCCGGAAAUUAUUGGCCGUGGGGAACAACCAGGUUGCGGAACACGCUCCGAAUCACUGACGGACCAAUUCCGCCCUCACAGAAGUGCAGGAGUAGUUAUCUAUUUCAUAUUGAACUGCUCUACGGGGGCAAAAAGGGAGUUUAGAGAAUCGUCACAGUCUCGAGGUGAUCAGAUUUCAAUCACAAUGCCGUCUCAAGUAGCAACGUGCCUACGGCUUGCCAGGCAGUUUUCGUCCGAUGUCAACAAGCAUCAGCGAUUUCUCGCUCGAGCAUUCUCCACUACUCUCCGGCGGAAUGAGAUCAACAAAGUCUUGCCCUCGGCUGCAGAGGCCAUCAAAGAUAUGAAGUCAAAUUCGACUCUUCUGGCGGGCGGGUUCGGUCUCUGUGGUGUCCCAGAUACACUGAUCAAUGCUGUUAGAGAAAACCCACGCAUCACCGGCCUGACGGCCGUCAGUAAUAAUGCGGGUGUGGACGGUUCAGGCCUAGGUCUGCUCCUGCAGAGCAAGCAGAUCAAGAAGAUGAUCGCCAGCUACGUCGGAGAAAACAAGACCUUCGAACGCAUGUACCUGACCGGCGAGAUUGAAUUGGAGUUGACACCCCAGGGGACACUAGCUGAGAGGUGCCGUGCCGGAGGAGCUGGAAUUCCUGCUUUCUACACGCCUGCUGCGUUCGGCACUGUCGUGCAGACUGGCGAUCUGCCUCUGAAACACAACAGCGAUGGUACCGUCGCCCUCUACAGUCAACCACGAGAUGUCAAAGUCUUCGACGGGAAGAGCUAUGUCAUGGAAGAGUCAAUCAAAGGAGACUACGCCUUUGUGAAGGCCUGGAAAGCGGACAAGCUUGGUAACUGCCAGUUCCGAUAUGCCGCCGCCAACUUCAACGGGGCCAUGGGUCGCAAUGCGAAAAUGACCAUCGUCGAGGCAGAGCACAUCGUUGAAGUGGGUGAGAUAGAGCCUGCGGCGGUACACCUUCCCGGUAUCUAUGUCAAGCGUGUCAUCCAGAGCACGGAGGCGAAGAAUAUCGAAAAGUAUACCUUUGCGAAGGAAGACGGCGCCGAUAUGUCCGCCCUGGGUAAGGGAGACACUGCCAACAAGCGUGAGCGCAUUGUCCGUCGAGCAGCCAAGGAGUUCAAGAACGGCAUGUACGCCAACCUGGGGAUUGGUAUGCCUAUGUUGGCGCCCAACUUCGUGGAUCCGUCCGUGCAGGUGAUGUUGCAGUCGGAGAACGGAAUCCUGGGUCUCGGCCCCUACCCGAAGAAAGGCCAGGAGGACCCUGAUCUGAUCAACGCUGGAAAGGAGACUGUGACGCUGCUCCCAGGUGCCGCAUGCUUUGGCAGCGAUGAGUCCUUUGGCAUGAUCCGCGCAGGAAGAAUCGAUCUCACCAUCCUGGGUGCCAUGCAGGUUAGCGCCAAGGGUGACCUGGCCAACUGGAUGCUUCCCGGAAAAAUCAAGGGCUUUGGUGGAGCGAUGGACCUUGUCUCCAACCCAGCCGCAACGAAGGUCGUAGUGACCAUGGAGCAUACGGAUAAGAAAGGAAACCCCAAGAUUCUCAAGCAGUGCGAGUUUCCGCUGACGGGCAGAGCCUGCGUCAGCCGCAUAAUCACAGAACUGGGUGUCUUUGACGUUGAUUUCACCGAUGGACUGACGCUGGUGGAGAUUGCGGACGGUGUUACGGUUGACGAGGUGCGGGCUAAGACUGAGGCUCCGUUCAAGGUGGCAGAUGACUUGAAGCCAAUGCUAUAAAUACCCCCUUUUAAAAUGUGUUCCAUAGAUGAUUUAUGUUCCUUUGCUCUUGAUGGGUUGUCCACGGCAAGUAGUAUGUCAGUAAGGCAGCA
Paecilomyces variotii is the source of this 1957-nucleotide messenger RNA. Its product is annotated as putative succinyl-CoA:3-ketoacid-coenzyme A transferase. The record is from RefSeq and is a predicted model, not a curated record. Gene Ontology annotation, biological process: ketone body catabolic process. Lineage: Eukaryota; Fungi; Ascomycota; Eurotiomycetes; Eurotiales; Thermoascaceae. Gene Ontology annotation, molecular function: succinyl-CoA:3-oxo-acid CoA-transferase activity. Bases 309 to 1865 code for a protein of 518 amino acids. The transcript is spliced from 3 exons.